AUGAAGAAGACUAAAACUGGUUCUUCUGAUAAACCAGUCCAGGAGUCUAAAUCUACGAAGAAUCCAAAGAAAACACCAGUUACUGAUGCAGAGCCAAUAAUACAGGAAGUUUCAGUUGUUGACACACUCUUAACUAAGCAUGUUGGUUCAGAAACUCAAAAAGGAAUUAUUCCUUCAAAGACCGCGCCUGUUUCUCCAUCAUCAAAGAAACGAAGGACUGCUGAUAUGGCUAAACAUAUUUCAAAGAAGAAGAAGAAAAGCAAAAUGAUCAUCUCUUCUGAAUCUACAACUGACGAAGAUGAAACAAUUCCAGAAACUCCUGAAGCCAAUCUUCAAAAAUAUACUUCUACUCCUUCACAGACAGCUGUUAUACCACCCGAAGGUUCGGUUGCCAAGUCAUUAUCUGAGGAGGCACGAACUUCUGACAUUCUUGUAAACGUAUCUCAUACGGAUACAAAUGUCAUCAUGGGUGAGUAUGAUUCGAAGAAAGAUGACCAAGGUAAACCUUCGACUAUUACCUCAGAAACUUUUAUUUCUUUUCCUCCACAAAUUACACCUAUCAUACUCAUUACUUCCACCACAGAUUCUCCUACUUUCGAAAACAUUAUCAAACAUCCAAUUACUUCUCUUUUCUCUUCUCAAUCCACUAGUCCACCCACAACCACUUCACCAAUUCAAGAAUCUAUUUUUAUGGAGACUGAGAAUGAAUCUGAAAGUUUUGGAGGAACUUUUGAGAACUUGGAAUUUGAUGAAGAUGAAGCUGAUUUCCCAGAUCAUAUGUUUAUGGGAAUGAAGCAGUUUAAAAUCUUGAAUACAAAACUGAAUUCAAUUCUUCAAUUACAUGUAGAUCUUGGACGAGCCAAGAGAAUUGUUGUCUCUAGAGAUAUCAAGUUUUUUUUUGAAGAAAACUACCCUUAUUCCAACAUAAAGCACAAGUCUGACGCAACCAAUGAUCAAGAUCCUUUUGAAUUUGAUGCUACUAUAUAUGAUGACCCAGAGUUGAGUGUUGCACCACAGCUACAUCAUGUAGUAGACGUACCUGCUACUAUUGCAACUGAGCAUAAAGAAGCUUAUCAAACACUUCCAUCGGAAAGCAUGGAUAAUUAUGACACUACAGUCAAUCCUCACGAUAGUGAUGAACAACAAGACACAUUCGUUCAGCAAAGAACCAGACCAAAGAUACUACCAAAAAGAUAUGAGGUCUGUUAA
Messenger RNA from Lactuca saligna, 1209 nucleotides. The record is from the annotation of a GenBank genome assembly. Lineage: Eukaryota; Viridiplantae; Streptophyta; Magnoliopsida; Asterales; Asteraceae.